UGCACCGGCGCGCCCGGAGCCGAACCCUCCGUGAGGGGGCGGGUGGGGAGUCCCCGGAGUGGGGGUGCAACGCAGUCCGGCCGCACCGGGAGCUCCCGGUGGGCUCUCGGUAACCCCCGGUAAUCCCCCGGUAAAGCCCGGUAAAGCCCCGUCCGCAGCCGGCCAUGGCGGGACGCGGCCCCGUGCACAGCCUGAGCAGCCUGCAGAAAACCGCCCUGCUGCUGGGCGUCCCGGCCGCCGCCACCGUGCUCUACAUCCUGUACCGGCGCUACCGGGAGAGCCGAGAGGCGCAGGUGACACUGGUGGCAGACGAGGGGCUGGAGGUGACGGUCAGGGUGCCCCGCACGGCCCUGAAAGCGCUGAUCGGCCGCCGGGGGGCCACCAUCAACCAGCUGAGGCAGGAGACGGGAGCGCAGAUCGAGGUGGAGGAGGAGGAGGAGGAGGAGGAGGAAGGGCAGUCGCUGGUGCAGAUCUCGGGCUCGCCGGGCCAGGUGUGCCGGGCCAGGGCGGCCGUGCUGCGCAUCGUGGCCGACAGCGCCCCCGUGGCCGAGCAGCUGCGCGUGCCCCAGCGGGCCGUGGGCAGGAUCAUCGGCCGCGGCGGGGAGACCGUCCGGGCCAUCUGCCGCAGCUCCGGGGCCCGCGUGGAGUGCGGUGCCCACGACCCCGAGGGCAGCCUGGCCCCGCUGCGCAUCAUCCGCCUGCUGGGGACGCGCUCCGAGGUGGAGGCGGCCAAGAAGCUGAUCAUGGAGAAGCUGUCGGAGGACAAGGCGUUCCGCCGGGAGCUGGCGCAGGCGGCGGCCGCGCGGUGCCCGCGGAAGCAGCCCCUGGGCAGCCGCCGGGAGCCGCCGGUGCCGCCCGCCGCCGGUGGUGCCCCCGGGAGCGCCGCGGGGGGAUGGCAGGAGUGCUGGGAUGCCGAAUGGGCACCGGCGGGCGGCACCGGAGCGGCGGCGGGGAGCGACGGGAUGGAGGCGGAGAUGGGGAGCGAGGAGCGCCGGGAUGCGGGAGAGGAGCCCCGGGAGCCCCGGAAUGCAGGAGAGGAGCCCCGGGAGCUCCGGGAUACCGGAGAGGAGCCCCAGGAGCUCCGGGAUACCGGAGAGGAGCCGCCCGUGGCCAAGUUCGAGGUGCCCAGCCCAGAUUUCAGUUUCCCUGCUGACGAGCACCUGGACGUUUACGUGUCGGCGGCCGAGAGCCCCGGGCACUUCUGGAUCCAACUGCUGGGCACGCGGAGCCUGCAGCUGGACAAACUGACAGCUGAGAUGGGGCUCUUCUACCAGAGCAGCCCCCCCGUGCCACCCCCGUCCGUGCACCCCGGUGCCAUCGUGGCCGCGCCGUACCUGGACGAUGGCGAGUGGUACCGGGCGCGGGUGUUGGGGACACUGGACAACGGCCACCUGGACCUGUACUACGUGGACUUUGGGGACAACGGCCAGGCCCCCCCCGAGGCCCUGCGCGCCCUCAGGAGCGACUUCCUGAGCCUGCCCUUCCAGGCCAUCGAGUGCAGCCUGGCCGGGAUUGUCCCCAACGGUGGCUCGUGGCCCGAGGCCGCCCUGCAGGAGUUCGAUCGCCUCACGGGCUGUGCCCAGUGGGCCCCGUUGGUCGCUCGGAUCUGCAGCUACGGCCCCGCGGGGCCCUGCCUGCGCCUCUACACACACUGCCAGGGACAGAGCCUGGACGUGGGAGCAGAGCUGGUGCGUUUGGGCUACGCCGUGCCCGGGCCGCCCGAGGAGCCCCCGGACAAUCUCGGCUGCGCCCCCAUCCCGAGCCCGGUGGAGCCCGGGGACAGCCCCGGGGACAGCCCCGAGACCUCGUCCUGCCUCAGCGUGCCCGCCGCCGCCGCUGCCGUGCCCGGGGACGCCGUCACGGUGACCUGA
Molecule: messenger RNA, 1871 nt
Organism: Melozone crissalis (California towhee)
Lineage: Eukaryota; Metazoa; Chordata; Aves; Passeriformes; Passerellidae
Gene: TDRKH
Product: tudor and KH domain containing
Exons: 12
Coding region: 165-1871 (568 amino acids)
Biological process (GO): spermatogenesis
Molecular function (GO): RNA binding
Source: RefSeq, a predicted model, not a curated record